Molecule: messenger RNA, 3138 nt
Organism: Cordyceps militaris CM01
Lineage: Eukaryota; Fungi; Ascomycota; Sordariomycetes; Hypocreales; Cordycipitaceae
Product: sulfite reductase flavoprotein component
Exons: 1
Coding region: 1-3138 (1045 amino acids)
Cellular component (GO): cytosol
Molecular function (GO): oxidoreductase activity, acting on the aldehyde or oxo group of donors; flavin adenine dinucleotide binding; FMN binding
Source: RefSeq, a predicted model, not a curated record
AUGUCUUCCUCACAGUCGUCCUCCACGCUGCCUUUUGGCAAGCAUGUGGCCAUUGGCGACAUUUCCGGCCCGACCUAUGUCACGGCCCAGCUGCUCGUCCAGCACAUUGCCUACAAGCUCUCCGACAAGAUCUUCUCCUACUCGCCCGAGACGUAUGACCUCGACGUCGCCGCGAAGCGCUGGGCCGCCGCCGGCGACCGCAACAUCCAUCAAUACACCCCCGAGGUUCUGAGCCUGCAAACCCGCGCCGGCGCCGGCACCCUCGCCCUCGGCUACAUCUUCUCGCCCGACUUUGACGUGACCAAGCGCCACAUUCCCCAGACGCUGCUCGCCUCGUCCGGCAGCCUGCCGGCGCUCCGCGCCACCCUCGACCAGCUUUCGCUACUUUACAGCGUCGCCAGCCCGUUUGUCGCCCACGUGGCGGCGGCCGACUACUCGGCCACCAACGGCAUCGUUGCCAAUUACGACGGUGCCUUGCGCCUGGCGGAAGAGCUGGGCCUCGGUCUCGUCGCCUCCUCCUCAGCCUACGAAGCCCAGCACAUGUCGGUCUUCGCGACGCUUCUCGCCACGGUCCUGCCUACACUGCACGUCUAUGAUGGUGUUCGCGUUGCCCGUGAGACCCUCCGCGUUGUUGAUGCUCUUGGUGAGGCCGGCGUUGCCGACCUCUACACCAAGCUCGCUGCCGAGGCCAACAAGCUAAACCCGCGCCUCGAUAACGCCGGUAAGGUGGUCGAGCUUCUCAAGGCUUUCAACGAUGAGCUCGGUACCGUCUACGCUCCUUUCGAAUACCAUGGCCACGACACCCCUGACGUGGUUCUCGUUACCUUUGGCAGCGUCGAGGCCCAGGUUGCUCGUCAAGUCAUGACCAAGAUUGGUGUCGAGGGGGCCAAGGUCGGCGUCAUCAACGUACGCGUCUACCGCCCCUUCAUUGAGGAGGCAUUCCUCGCCGCCAUCCCCGACUCGGUCCGCACUAUUGCUGUCCUUGGUCAGGUCAACACCGACGCGGCCCUGCACGACGAGGCCACGCAGUCUGCCCUCUAUGGCGAUGUCCUCACCGCCGUCACCUUCUCCGGCAAGUUCGCCGAGGAGCCCGACGUGCUCGAUAUCAAAUAUACGGCCGCCCAGACCCUGACACCCCAAGGCCUGGUAAACACCCUGCACAGAGUCUUUGGCAACGAAGGCGAGGCCAAGACCCUUCCUUCGCUCAUCGCCGCCGAGCAGUACACUUUCUGGGACUUGGACAGCUCCGCCGCCGUGGCCUCUCCUGCUGUUAUUGGCACGCUUCUUUCCAAGCAGUCCACCUCCAACGUAUUUGUUCGCGAGGUCUACGACAACCUCGCUCAGGGCGGUGCCGUCCGCUCCGACCUUCGCGUCUCCAAGACGACCCUUGAAGCUCCCUACGACAUUAACGAGGCCGACGCCAUUGUCGUUGGUGAUGAGAAGAUUCUUAAGGAUGUCGACGUUCUUGCGAGCGUCGCUCCCGGUGGCAAGGUCAUUCUGAACCUACCUGGCUUCAAGGAGGCCGAUGUUGAGAAGCGUCUCUCGGCAGUGUUCCGCAAGGCUCUUUUCGACAAGGAUAUUACUGCCUUUGUUCUCGACCCGGCUGUUCUCCCCGCAUUUGAAAAGGACGCUGCUGCCUCCAAGCUUCUUCUCGAGCUUGCUUUCCUAAAGGUUGCACAGCCCUCCGUCUCACCCAAGGACAUUGCCAUUGCCGCUGAGAACGUAACACUUGAGCAGGCUACCGAGGCCGUUGAUCAGUGUCUCAGCAAGCUCGAAGCCCCCGCGACCUGGGCUGAGACUGAAGAGGUGGCUGUUGAGCUGCCUCUGACCAUUCAGCCAAACAGCUUCACCUCCUUUGCCAAGGACGUGGACGAGGAAACUCUCCAGUUGCAGGACUGGCAGACACUCGCUCGUGGCAUUGUCUUCAAGGAGGCGUAUGGCGCACGCGCGGCUGUCCGUCCUGACCUGGCCGCCACUACUCACACCGUUACCGUCAAGGAGAACCGCCGCCUCACCCCCUCUGACUACGACCGCAACAUUUUCCACAUUGAGUUUGACCUGGGCACCACUGGCCUCACCUACAAGAUUGGCGAGGCCUUGGGCAUCCACGCUGAAAACGAUGUUGAAGAUGUCGAGGCAUUUAUAAGAUUCUACGGCCUCAACCCCGAUGACCUCGUCCAGGUGCCGUCGCGCGACAACGCUGCACUGACGGAGCUGCGCACCGUACACCAGGCGCUGGUGCAAAACGUGGACAUUCUCGGCAAGCCGCCCAAGCGCUUCUACGAGACGCUGGCCGAGUUUGCGACGGACGAGACAGAGAAGAAGAAGCUCGAGGCGCUUGGCAGCCAGGCGGGCGCCGAAGACUUUAAGAAGCGCACUGAAGUGGACACGCUCACCUACGUGGACAUUCUGGAGGAGUUUGCGUCGGCGCGCCCCAGCUUCCACGACCUGGUCAAGAUCGUCAGCCCGCUAAAGCGGCGCGAGUACUCGAUCGCGUCGGCGCAGGCGGUGACACCCAACUCGGUCUCGCUGAUGAUUGUCGUCGUCGACUGGGUCGACACACGGGGCCGCACGCGCUACGGACAGGCGACGCGGUACUUGUCGCGCUUGGAGGCCGGGGCGCCGGUGACGGUGUCGGUCAAGCCGUCGGUGAUGAAGCUCCCCGUCAAGGACACGGCGCCGCUUAUCAUGGCGGGUCUGGGCACUGGGCUCGCGCCUUUCCGCGCCUUUGUACAGUACCGGGCGAUGCAAAAGGCGCAGGGCAAGGAGAUUGGUGCGAUCCUGCUGUAUCUGGGCUCGCGGCACCAGCGCGAGGAGUACCUGUACGGCGAGGAGUGGGAGGCGUACCUGGACGCGGGCGUGGUGACGCUGAUUGGUGCCGCGUUUUCACGGGACCAGCCGCAAAAGAUUUACAUUCAGGACCGCAUGCGGCAGACGGUGAGCGAGAUUGUGCAGGCGUACAUUAAGGACGAGGGCAGCUUCUACCUGUGUGGCCCGACGUGGCCGGUGCCCGACGUGACGGCGGUGCUUGAGGAGGCGAUUGCGGCCGAGGCCAAGGCGGGGGGCAAAAAGGUUGACCCCAAGAAGGAGAUUGAGAAGCUCAAGGAGGAGGGUCGCUACGUGCUGGAAGUCUACUAG